Molecule: messenger RNA, 860 nt
Organism: Plasmodium vivax (malaria parasite P. vivax)
Lineage: Eukaryota; Apicomplexa; Aconoidasida; Haemosporida; Plasmodiidae
Product: actin depolymerizing factor, putative
Exons: 2
Coding region: 343-774 (143 amino acids)
Biological process (GO): cell motility; actin filament depolymerization
Cellular component (GO): actin cytoskeleton; cytoplasm
Molecular function (GO): actin filament binding
Source: RefSeq, a predicted model, not a curated record
UACCAUCACAAACGUUCGAAAGAGGAGGGAAAAAAAACACUUAACGAGUUAGUUACUCGCAAAUUGCAGUGCAUUACCUUUACGUGUGAAAAAAAGGAAAAAAAACUGUCUACAUUUCUGCCUCGCAUCCCCCACUUGGUGACUCACAUUGCUGCGUUUGCUCCUUCGAAGGAGGGUUCAGAUUACACAAUCACGUGUUAAACCUGGAGAGGAACACCAAAGCGGUCGAACAGGCACAUCACAACUGCCUCUACACCUGCACGCGCAAAGCAGGUAGCGAAGACGGCACAAAUCCUGAAGAGGGAACAGCGGAAAGGAACGAGCAACCCAAGGAGAGGAAAAAUGGUCUCGGGGGUCAAGGUGUCAGACGAAUGCAUCUACGAAUUUAACAAGCUGAAAGUGAAGCACCUGCACAAGUACAUACUUUUUCGGAUCGAAAAUUGCGAAGAAAUCAUUGUAGAUGUGCUGCAGCAGGAUUCAGAUUUGAAGUCCUUCGAGGACAUCAUAAUGGACAUCAGAAAUAAUUUGAAGGCGACGGAAUGUAGAUACAUCAUCGCGGACAUGCCCAUCCACACCCCCGAGGGCGUAUUGCGGAACAGAAUUUACUUCAUCUUUUGGUCCCCCGAUUCUGCCAAGGCGAAGGAGAAAAUGCUCUACGCAGCAUCCAAAGAAUCGCUUGUUCAAAAAAUCAACGGCAUUUUCAAAAGCCUAGAAAUCACAUGCGACAUAGAGGAGUUCGAGGAGGAGUUGCGGGCGAUCAUUCUAAACACCUGAAUGGACUCAUCGGGGUUAUCCCCCCACGGAUUAAUACAAAAUGAUUAGUGCUGCCACGCCGAGGGAUUCCCACGUACCAUUGUGUA